Marmota monax (woodchuck) is the source of this 4914-nucleotide messenger RNA. RefSeq names its product serum amyloid A like 1 (gene Saal1). The transcript has 12 exons. The record is from RefSeq and is a predicted model, not a curated record. The coding region runs from base 38 to 1462 and encodes 474 amino acids. Lineage: Eukaryota; Metazoa; Chordata; Mammalia; Rodentia; Sciuridae.
CCGGCGCGGCUCCCGGGCGCUGUCGGCGCGCUCAGUCAUGGACCGUAACCCCUCACCGCCGCCUCCCAGUCGGGACGAGAAGGAGCAUGAGGAGACUGCUGGAGGGGACUGCAUUGGGAGCACGGUCUACAGCAAACACUGGCUCUUUGGCGUCCUCAGCGGGCUCAUCCAGAUUGUUAGACCUCAAAACACCAAAUCUGGCUCAGAUGAUGAGGAGCAGCAGAUGGAGCUUGAUGAAGAAAUGGAGAAUGAAAUUUGCAGAGUAUGGGAUAUGUCAAUGGAUGAGGAUGUGGCUUUAUUUCUCCAAGAAUUUAAGGCUCCUGACAUAUUUAUGGGAGUACUGGCCAGAUCCAAGUGUCCUCGAUUAAGAGAAAUCUGUGUGGGGAUUUUAGGUAAUAUGGCCUGUUUCCAAGAGAUAUGUGUGUCCAUCAGCAGUGAUAAAAAUCUUGGGCAAGUGUUAUUGCACUGUUUGUAUGAUUCAGACCCGCCUACUCUGCUGGAAACAAGCAGGUUGUUGCUUACUUGCCUUUCCCAGACAGAAGUGGCCAGUGUCUGGGUUGAAAGGAUACGAGAACAACCAGCUAUUUAUGAUAGCAUUUGUUUCAUCAUGUCAAGCUCAACAAAUGUUGACUUGCUGGUGAAAGUGGGGGAGGUUGUGGACAAGCUCUUUGAUUUGGAUGAGAAACUAAUGUUGGAAUGGAUUAGAAAUGGGGUUGCUCAGCCUUUGGGCCAACUCCAGGAAGAUUCUGAAGAGCAGCCAGUAUUUAGGAUUGUGCCCUGUGUACUUGAAGCUGCCAAACAAUUACGUUCUGAAAACCCAGAAGGGCUUGAUGUUUACAUGCAUAUCUUACAGUUGCUUACCACAGUGGAUGAUGGAAUUCAAGCAAUUGUACAGUGUCCUGAUACUGGAAAAGACACUUGGACUUUACUUUUUGACCUGGUCUGCCACGAAUUCUGCCAGUCUGAUGACCCACCCAUCAUAUUGCAAGAACAGAAAACAGUGCUAGCCUCUAUUUUUUCAGUGUUGUCUGCCAUCUAUGCUUCACAGGCUGACCAAGAACAUCUAAAGACAGAAAAAGUAGAUCUUCCUCUGAUUGACAGCCUAAUUCGGGUGUUACAAAAUAUGGAAGAUUGUCAGAAGAAACUAGAGAACUCUGCAGAGUCUAACCAAGAAGAAAAUAAAAAGUCUGAUCCAACCCAAUAUGACUUCCACUUGAAAAUCUUAAAGGAUAUUUCAUGUGAAUUUCUUUCUAAUAUUUUUCAGGCAUUAACAAAGGAGACUGUGGCUCAGGGGCUAAAGGAGGGCCAGUUAAGCAAACAGAAAUGUUCCUCUGCAUUUCAAAACCUCCUUCCUUUUUAUAGUCCUGUGGUGGAGGACUUCAUUAAAAUCUUACAUGAAGUCGAUAAUGUCCUUGCUGAUGACCUGCAGGAAAGCUUCCCAACUUUGAAGGAUCAGGCUUGAAAAAUGAGUUGGAAUUUCUUCUGUCUAAGAAAUAAACUUGAUUUUUUUCAUAGUUGAAAUUGACAUAAAGGAAAUAUUAGAUAAAACUGGUACUAGACACAAUUGCCUAGUGUUGUGCCCUUCUUCCUCUCUAGACUUACCUCAAUUAUUUGGUAUUAAAAUCUGAACUUCACCUCCCUCUAUUUUUAAUAUUGCUUAUGAGUUAUUUAUCUUUAGUUGAAGAGAGCAAAAAUACAAACUUACCAUUGAGGUUCUUCUAAGAAUAUUUGAGGGGUUGGUAAGGUUUUCUUCAUAACUAUUACUUUGAUUUUUAUGUGAGAAUUUUGUGUUGGUAUCCCCUACAAGUACAUUCAGCUGCAGUAACAGAAAACUCUUAUUAGUAACUUAAGUCUUUUAUGUAUUUUGUGUAUUUAUGCAAUAAGAAGUUCAGAGUGGGGCUGUCCAGCUCUGAGAAGUAACUCAGGGACACUGCUUCCUUUUAUCUUUCCAUGAGACAUGUAUACCUUUAUAUUCAUGUUUAUUGUUUCAUGGCUAAGGGUUCUUCAUUCAGAAAGAAAAAGAGGCAAAGGGGUUUCCUCUAGCAAGUCUUAUCCUUUGUAUUGAAAGGAUAGCCCUCUCUGGCCUUCUUUAUCACAUGGUCAUUCCUAGUUGUAAAUGUUUAAAAUUUUUUCUUUGUAGUCUAUGUAGGAGAGAAUAGUAAGAAAGAAGGGAGGUAUGAAUGGUGCUUGGAUAGCCAGUUGAUGGUCUUUGCUAUAACAUGUAAAUAUAUUUUAGCCACUUUGUGAAAGUAAUUUGUGUUGAUUCCUUUCCAAACUGUUAGUAAUUACUCAAAAGCAGUUAUUGCUCUUAGUUUACCUUUGUUACAUUUCAAUUUUAUUUUCCUACAUUGGACAUAUGAAGGUAGAAAUGUUGACAUUGUGAUAAAAGCAUAUUAGCCAAUUUCUUUUUUCAGCAUUAUUCCAGUAGUUGAAUUUCAGAAAGUGAUUCGCUUGAGGAAAUUCAGAUUUUUUAAAAAAAAUUAAGAUUGAGGGGAGUUGGUAGCUUCUGAUGAUUUACAAACUGUGCUGUACACACACACUUUAUUACUCUGUAUAGUGUUUUCUAAUGAAUGAAUUGUAUUCAGGUACUAUCAACCAGCUAUGCUUAAAAAAGCAUCCAGUUUGUAUUAUUUCAGAUACUAAAAAGUGGAAUUUCUAAUAGAUUUAAAGAAAAUAUCAGUUAUGAGUAAUAAAGCUAGCUUUUAAAGCCCAUUCCACAGUUGUCUUAGAAUCUUUUUUUUUUUUAAUAUUUAUUUUUUAGGUGUAGUUGGACACAAUGCCUUUAUCUUAUUUAUUUAUUUUUAUAUGAUGCUGAGGAUCGAACCCAGGGCCUCACAUGUGCUAGGUGAGCGCUCUACCGCUGAGCUACAACCCCAGCCCCUGUUUUAGAAUCUUUAAGGUAGUGGUCUUUUCUUACACUUUGUUUACUUUCCUUGAGGGAUUUUUGUUGAUAAAACACAGAGAUAACUCUUAUUGAUAAAAGAAGACUGAUUCCAGUUUGGAGGAAGUUUUAUUGUUUGAAUUAUCACUGUUGAAAAGAAUGAGACCAUAAAAUUAAAAUCUUAGAGUUGAAACUUUUAACUGGUAGGUUUACUUUAUGUUUGUAUGUCCUGAGGGCUGGUCUUAUUGAUAGACUGAAUGUGUUUAUUUAACAUGAAGUUUCAGAGGCACCAGUGAAAUGACCUGCUAGCCAAUGCUAAAACUCCAGUUUUAUUUCUUUAAAUAUAAGGUUGAGAUGCAAAUACCCUAUAAAAGUAACACUUGAAAUUAUUGGCUUUAUUUUCCUUAGUGCAUAUACCUUUCAUAUUGCUUUCCUGAAAACAUGUUUUAAGGGGGGGAACACAAGGCUUGGGGGUUCUGAGGAAGAGAGUGCUACCCAGAGGAUGAGUUAUAGAGGGAAAAAAAAUGGGUUAUUUUAUAGGAAGGUAGGAUGUGUUAUUUCUGAUUCACAUUUCUUUUACUUUGGACCUGACCUAUUUUCUUUAUUAUUUCUUUCUAUUAUAACAUUAUAAGCUGCUUUCGUAGUAUUUUUUGAUACAUUUGAACAUUUGUUAAAUCUGUAAAUUAUAAUAAUAGUUCAGUAUAAACUUUUAAAAUGUUACAUGAUCUGAAGAGUUCACUACAAUGUUCUAUAUUUGAAUCAGUUGCAGUGGUAUUUUGAAUGAUGGUUCUCCAGAACAUAAAUAUGAUAUUUGAAAGUACAUGUACAAAUAAAAUUGAAACUCACUCUUUCCCUACACUUUUUUGUAGGAGGAGAGGGAAAAAAUUGAGAGGAACUUGAGUUAGCCUUUAUUAUAUGUGGUGUCAUUGUUUCUAAUUAAAUUUGAAUUAGAUUUUCAAAGUAUUUAAAUCAUUUUUUAAAAAAGACAUAUUCUCCAGGGCUGUGGUUGAAGCUCAGUGGUAGAGAGUUGCCUCGUACACGUGAGGCACUGGGUUUGAUCCUCAGCACCACAUAAAAAUAAAUAAAUAAAAAUAAAGAUAUUUUGUCCACCUACAACUAAAAAAAAUAAUAAUAAUAAAAAAAGAAGACAUAUUCUUCUGCCUUUUUAGAAGAUAUUUUGUCCCUUUCAGUUAAUGGGAUAUUAUUAAACUCUUGUUUUUUUUGGCUGAUCCGUCAUUCUAGAUGAAGAACUUUUCCAACUGUCUUUAAUUUCCUAUUGCCUUACUUUUGAAUUACUCACCUUGAUAACUCUGGCAUUUUAAGUGAGGAAAAGUUUAAAAGGCACCUCUCAACAUGUAUACUUUUACAUGUGAACACACUCAUACACACAAACUUUUUUUAAUGAUGUGCAUGCAGAAACUAACUGUAGACAUUAAGGAACAACCUCUGAAGUAAAUCAUUAAGUCUUAAGUGAACAUCACUUUCUGUUGUACAGGAUUGAGCUAUAGUGAUGGUGUAGAGCUGUGUUUGAGUAAAUUAAAGAAAAGGAAUGCUGAGAUUAUAGAUUAUCUUGCCUGUUUUAACUAGUAUUCUUUAUAACCUUAUCAAUAUCCUAUUUUUUCAAGGAAUAGAUUUCUGUAAUUUAGGGUUAAUGUAUUCUAUAUGAACAUAUCUUUUACCACUUUGCAACUUUAAUCUUUUCUAUAUUCUUGGUAGAAGUUUUAAGGAAGGAAAAAUAAGUAAGUAUCACUCUUGAGAUCCAUUCCGAUAUUUUUGUUACUAGUGUGAGAUCUAAUCCAAGAACCAUUAUGAACGGUCAUGUAUGUACAAUGAAAUGGUAUGAUGUCUUGGAUUUGCUUCAAAAUAGUCUUCAAAAUAGGGGUAAGAGGAAGGAAGGUGGGAUAAGUGAAAUAAGAUUGGCUAUGAAUUGGAAUUGCUGUAGCUGGGUGAUGGUUACAUGGGGGUCUGUUACACUGCUGUUUCCUCUAUUUUUGUAUGUUUGAGAUUUUCUAUUAAAGUUUUUUAAAAACAAA